AUGUCGGAAAUCAACGUCACCGCAGUGAUCACCCCCAAGCCUGAGCAUUUCGCAGAGGUGGCGGCACUCGUAUCCGCAGUCACCAAACAGGUGGAAGAGCACGAACCAGAUACCCUGCUCUACUACGCAUUCCAGAUUGCAAAGACGAACGAGAUUGUGAUCGUUGAGAGGUACAAGCACCAAGCGGCGGUCCAGGCCCACACUAAGGCUCCUUAUUUCCGCGAAUUCGCGGCCAAAUUGCCCGCUUUGUUGGCCAAGCCGACGGAGCUGAAGGCGGGUGGAUUCUUAGAUACCCCUACUCUUAUCGCUGGAAAAUUUGUUCUUUCAACUCGCGCACAUGGCGACGGGUCCGGCUACUCAAUCAUUGAAGGUGGGUACAUCGCGCCCACGGCUAGGGAUGCGCUAAUUGAGAUGCAGUGCGUGGUGACUGGUGACGGAGCAGUUGGCAAGACAUGUCUUCUCAUCUCGUAUACAACAAAUGCCUUCCCGGGAGAGUACAUCCCUACUGUCUUCGACAACUACACGGCUAGUGUCAUGGUAGACGGCAGGCCGAUCAGCCUAGGACUGUGGGAUACCGCCGGACAAGAAGACUACGAUCGCCUCAGACCGUUAUCCUACCCGCAAACCGAUGUCUUCCUCAUUUGUUUCUCUAUCGUCAGCCCUCCAUCAUUCGAUAACGUCAAAGCCAAGUGGUUCCCCGAGAUCGAACAUCACGCCCCCAAUGUCCCUAUCAUCCUCGUCGGCACCAAGCUCGAUCUGAGAGAUGACCCCAACACCGUCCAAGCCCUCCGCGCGCGCAAGAUGGAGACCGUUUCGUACGAACAAGCCCUGGCCGUAGCCAAGGAGAUUCGCGCACAUAAGUACCUCGAGUGUUCGGCGCUGACACAGCGCAACCUGAAGAGCGUGUUCGAUGAAGCCAUCCGGGCCGUUCUCAACCCCCGUCCCGCUACGAAAUCCGGGAGGAAGGGAGUCAACAAAUGCAUGAUCUUGUAG
Molecule: messenger RNA, 993 nt
Organism: Penicillium nucicola
Lineage: Eukaryota; Fungi; Ascomycota; Eurotiomycetes; Eurotiales; Aspergillaceae
Gene: racA
Product: putative Rho GTPase Rac
Exons: 8
Coding region: 1-993 (330 amino acids)
Biological process (GO): actin filament organization; small GTPase-mediated signal transduction; establishment or maintenance of cell polarity
Cellular component (GO): cytoskeleton; cell cortex; plasma membrane
Molecular function (GO): GTPase activity; GTP binding; protein kinase binding
Source: RefSeq, a predicted model, not a curated record